GCGAAGCAUCACACGACAUUACACAUAAUUGAUGCGAAAAGUUCUCUUCCACUUCCGUUAUUCAUAGCAGGCAGCAUUUGUGUUUUGCGUUUGCCACCAAGUCGUGCUCAAUGUUGUUUGUUUGAGAAUGAAAAAAACAUAAACAGAGAACAUACGGUGUGUAGGUAUAAUGAAAUUGGUUAAAAUGGGAGAGUAUGAAUGGCUCCCAUUGGGAGAGAUUAUAUUCUAAUGAGAACACUUUUGAAACGGAAAUAAAGAGCGGGAAAGAGCUGGAAAGUGAAUGAUGCGAAGAAGAAUAUUUGCAAAAAUUGCUGGGUACAUGUAACUCGAAAUAUGUUGUGGAAAUCUGGGCACACGAAGAAGAUGGUAAAUAUGUAUGUGCAACACAAUUGAGAAAAUUGAGAGCACACCAAAUACACCUUUGCUGGUGCUGGGAUAUCACAGUUAUUCUGUUUUCGAGUGUCGACGUGAAAAGAACGUUAAAUUUCGAGUACGGACGGUUGUUGAUUUCAGAAAAAAGCGCUGCUUAGUGCAGUUAUUCUAACUGGAAGAACAAAAAGAAGAAGAAGAAAAAAAUAAAAAAAAAACAAAAGCAAAUACUUACCAAUGGAAACGGUUUUGAUGAAAGAAGUGCAAAAAUUUUCAAAAUAAAACAAAAACGAAUCCUUUUUCGUUGCCAAAAGGAUUGGUGGAAAAUCUAAGGAAACCGGAAAAUCUAAGAGAAAAGAACAAGAAAAAAUCUCAUUGAGUAUCCCCCCAUUUCCCACCCUCACUAAUCCAAAAUCUAUGUGACUUAUCCCGUCAAAGAAAAAACAGAAAAUCAAUAAAUUAAAGUUCAAUUUCAAGCAGAUAAGCCCUCCCGAAACUCAACAGCUCGCGUGAGGGCCAAGUGUUAAAAAUUUCACAACAACACCAGCAACAACAUGGAUAGCUCUCCGGAUCUAUCCCUGAAAUUGCGGCGUGGAUCCAGCGAUUCACGUGACAACUUCUAUAUGGAUUUUGCUCAAGGCAUUGAUUCCGACAUCGAAGAGGUGGACAAUACAGCUCUGGAUCAGGCCACAGCUCCACCCUUGCCGUUGGUGGGUGAUGGCAUGGAUUACAUGGUCAUACCACCUCCGCCCCCGCCCUCAGUUAUGACCAUAAUGCAGCAACAGCAGACCAUGGGCCUGCCCACCGUUAGUGAACACGACGAUACACCUCCAACACCACCGCCGCAGAUGACAGUCUUGCCCUCGCCACCAGCUUCGCCCACAACGUCCGUCUUGGAAAUGAUGCCACCGCCACCACUCUCCCCACCACCACCACCAGCAACCACUGCUUCAUCCUCCAUUCAUUCCAAUCGGGUUUUACCCCAGCCACCUUCACCACCUCUGGAGACGGAAGAUGAAGAAGAUGACGAUGAUGUCGAGGAGGAAGAUGAUGAUGGGGCUGAGGCCGAUAUUGAGGCCACCGAUAAUGUGGAGGAGACUCCGGAUGAAGAAACCUCUGGCAAGGAAACCGAUGACAAAGAGACAGAGGGUGAAGAUGACAAUGACGGUGAUGAUGAGGGUGAUAAAGAUUCUCCACCUCCACCAUUGCCACCCAUACCCUCCCAUCUAACCUACAAUCGACCACAGUCAACGCAUCAGGCCAACAAUGAUGAAGACGACGACGAUGAUGAGGAUGACAGCCACUUGCCCAAGCCAAUGCAGGGUCGCACACCUUCCACCUCGCCCUCGCCACCUGUAACACCCCCACCAUGUCCGGAACUUAGUUCCAUACAAAAAAUUGUCUCACCACCGCCCACACAUGUUUCACAGAUACCACCUUUAACCCCACCCUCGGAGAGUGAUCAAUCUCAGCCCAACUCUCCACCACCCAUAUCGAAACACUCACCUCUGACCAUGCCUUCAACACCACCACCACCACCCGAGUGUGAUGUGGUUGAUGAUGAACAGCCACCCACACCACCACCCGAGUUCGAUCAACAAGACGAUCCGAUCGAAGAUUCGAAACCAAAAGAACCAGACGAAGAUGAUGAACCGGAAAUAGAUUUAUCUGGUGUGUCCGGAGAACCCUCAAUGGAUUUGGUACAAGAGGUUCUGCAGGAGGCAGCCCAAAAGGCCAUCAAUGGUGAAGAGAAAUCCUCUCGGGAUGAUGAUUCCACCACCAUAACCACACCACCAACCAAUGGCUAUUCGGCCUCCUCCAUGUAUAAUCACCAGGCCGAGGAGCCCAUGGAUGAGGCGGAACAGGAACAACUAAUGGCCAAUAUACCACCACCAGCUGGCCUGGAAGAUCCCGCCGAAGAUGAGGAUGGCACCAAGACCCCUGUGUCGGAAACAAAGCCAUUAGAUCAGGAUGAACUAUCCUCAGAUAGGGCACCACAACCACCUUUGGAGGAGGGUAAUGAGGACAAUGAAAAAAGGUCAUCAAUGCCCGGAACACCAACAUCACAAGUUUCGCAACUCUCGCAGCCGACACCAACACCUACGGUGUCGGGUUCACCCAAACGUAAAAGUAGUGUUACAAGUGCAACAGGCGGAGGAGGAGGCGGCAGCGGCGCAGGAGGUAGUCGUGUUCCUAGUCGUAGUGUUAGUCGCAGUGGCAGUCGCAGCGGCAGCCGUACCGCCAGCCGCAGUGGCAGUAUACGAGGCGGUGCUGGCGGCAGCAUUAGCUCUAGGGCUGGCAGUAUUGCAGCAGCUUCGGUAGCAUCGGCUGCAGCUUCCAUUGUCUCAGCUUCGCAAUCCGUAAAAGCCGAGGCAAUUACCUCACCACCAAUUUCUCUAAAAUCCAUACGCAGUCCACCGGGUUCAAUACGUUCGCAUACAUCCAAGCACAGCCCUUCGCUGUCGCAAAAAAGUCAUCACACAGCAUCCGGCGAGGAGGCUAAAGUGGCAAGUCCAACUCAGUCGAAUGGAUCUGUUGCGGCACCCGUUCGCCUACAAAGUCCCCAGGAGGGUGACAGUCCACCGGCCAUGCCUUCACCUCCGAUUAUACGUAGUCCACCACAGGUUAAAAGUCCACCAUCAAUGCACAGUCCACCGCGUGUCACCAGUCCCCCCAAGGUAUAUAGUCCCCAGUUGAUAAGCAGUCCACCUAUGCGUCAGGAUGAUGUUGAUCCCGAGAAGGCGGAAAAACCUACUGCCACGGACUCAUUGCCAUCAACAUCUUCAUCGGCCUCGACCAGCGACACUCGGGCCACAGCAUCUUCGGCAUUGACAACAGCGGCGGCAACCACCACAUCCCUGUCUUAUCGUGAUGAACAGCCUCAGGCCAUUGUAACCACAGCUCAAAAAUUACCUACAGGUCGCCAAAUGAGCAGUCAUCACCACUAUCAUUUGCCCCACCAAUUUCAGCAUCCUCACCAUCAGAAUCAUCAUCCCCAUUCGCAUGGGGUAGCGGUGCCCACUCCCACAGUGCCAGCUUCAUACACCAGUUCAAGUUUGUUACACGAAUCGCGGCAUAUUCGAGCGGCCAGCAGCAGUGGCGAUGAGACGUUGCGACCACCACCACAACAUACCUCACCGGCCACCACGGUAACGCCUUCCCCAAAUCUUCUGGUAGCACCGGAUACAACGUCUCACACGUCGUCGGUGUCGCCUGCCAAAUUAUCGGCACGUAUACGUGAGUCGGGUUCACAGCAUCGUGUAACUAUCGAUGAAUCGAAUUUACCAGUGGCCUCGCAAUUGACUUGUGGCGGCGAUGAUGGGGGCGAUGGCGACGGUGGUGGUGGCAGCGGUGGAGAUGGCGGUCAUGGUUCGGGUCCUCCUUCGCCAGGCAUGUCGUCACAGCAGCAGUUGACAGGCGACGAACGCCAGACUGGUCAUUUAGCGUUAAUGUAUCACUCUAGUCAGCUGUCCAGUUAUCCAGUGUUGCCAGCCAUCAAGAGAACACAUCGUCCUUCGUUCAUCUAUCCACCAAUGCCGAGAGUUAAAAAGAGUGAUGCUUUGGCAACCUUAUUCUCAGCGUUGUAUGGCAAAUUAUUGGUUGUUAUGGGUAUUGCAUUUCCAAUGGCUGAAGUUAUCUCAACGUAUAUUCCGCCGUCAUUUUACGAGGUGUAUUAUUUAUAUCUUUACAUUGGUAGUAUGAUAUUCCUACUUUUCAUGUAUGCCACGCUGCUAUGGGGACGACCAAAAAUUCCGGCCAAUAUAGCUUCUCCCACAAAACUCUCGGCCAAGACCCGUUCGACUAGUGCUUCGGAGAGUAUGGAUGAAUCGGAUACGGAUAGUACAUCAACGCAUCGCAACAAGCGUAUGCCACCGGCCAUAUCAUCGGCGAGACGACCCUCUCUAUUAUCACCCCUGGGGCGGCAACAUCAUUACGGUAGUUUCUACUUGCGUAUGGGUGCUGUAGCCUUCGGUAUUGGUAGCAUGAUAUAUUCUGGCCUGGAAUUUGGUCAAUAUUUUGAAUUGAAUCCGGAUACAAAAUGUCACAAUGUUUUGUUGGCUCUGACACCCGCCACGAGAAUGGCAUUCAUUUUUAUUCAAAUGUAUUUUAUAUUUUUGAAUAAUGAGCAAAUCAAAGUCUAUCGCUAUAAAAUCAUAGCCCGUUUCGGAUUGAUGCAUAUGAUUGGAACGAAUCUUGCCGUUUGGCUGAAUGUCCUGAUACAGGAAACAAAACACGAAAUAUUGACAUUUUAUAAUCCCGAAAAUCGAACGCUGCGCAUAUCACAUCGAAUACCGGGACAUUCAAGGGCUCACUCUGUGUUGGCACCAUCAGAUCCAAACGUCCUGCUGCGCGUACCACGAGGCCUGAAGGGUCCCUAUCAGAUAUUUGAAUGUCGACGUACAAAUAUUUUGGGAACAUUGGUGCAGGAUGCCUCACCCUUCCUGUUUCCCUGCACGAUUGAAUAUUCUCUGAUAUGUGCUGCCAUCCUGUAUGUCAUGUGGAAGAGUAUCUCCCGACCACAGAUACCGAAACCCCAACGACCCGAUAUGAUAAGUUCACCGGUUAAACGAUCUCCACACCACUAUUCGGUGGACUGUGCCCGGGCCCACAAGGGCCUGUUUGUGGGUAUUCUGAUUUUGGUGCUGACCAUAAUUUCUUUGAUUCUAUUCUUCGUAUUGAUCUCACGACCGGACUUUGUGGCCUUGGCCGUAAUGGAGGUGACGAUUUGUGAAUUGUUUAUCUAUGGCACAGCAACAAUAGCCACGCUGGUGGGAAUGAUUCAAAUACGUCAUCUGCAGUACGAUGCCUAUCGCAGUUUCUCCUUGGAUGAUAUUCUGCUGGUGGGUGCCCAGACGGGUUCAUUUUUGUAUAACAUCUUCACAGUAAUUGCGGGACACUUUUCGCUGAGAAGUGAUGAUUGGCUGGUACCGCUCAACGCCUUGGCAUCCAUUGUGCAGACAGCGUGUCAAACUAUGUUUAUAUUGGACGCCAGUCGAAGACAGGCCGUGACACCGGAACAUAUUCGUAAGAAACCAGGUCGAGAAAUUGUUACCUUUAUGUUGGUUGUUAAUCUGGCCAUGUGGGCCAUCAGCACGCUGGAAAAGUCUCGGGCCGAGUCACAUCCUAUACAGCUGAAUUUCUAUGGCCUGUGGGCCUGGACCAUUAUCACCCAUGUCUCAAUGCCUUUGGCGAUAUUCUAUCGUUUCCAUUCCACGGUGUGUUUGUGUGAAAUCUGGAAGCGGGCCUAUAAACUAAAACCGACGUACAUGUGAGAAUUAGCCCGUGAGCGCAUUGCCAGCAUUGCGCAACAACAACAAUUUUGUGAGGAACUUAAGACCAACUUGUCGUAUUGUUAUUGUUCGACAACCAUAGUUGAGACCAUUGAGGAGGCGGACAGUAAUGGCAGUGGUAGUGGUGGUAAUGGAGUCGCAACCUCGAAUGGCCAUGGCAGGGGAAAUUGUGAACCAUCAGCUCCACCGGCUGAAAAAUGUGGCAAUGGCUCGGAAACAACAACUGUAGUGUUAGAGGGUGGUGGAAUUGGCACAGGCACCGAAGCCACCGAGGAGGAAGAUCUGGAGACAACCGAUAAUGAAACUGUCGUGGAAUCGAAGCAACAAUCGUCGAGGAAAUCAAGUGCUGGUGCUGGUGGCGGAGGCGGUGGCAAUGGUCGUGCAUUUUGUCCAGUCUACAUCAUCAAUGGUCAAUGAGUUUAUAUGCAACUGGAGUUCAUCGAUGCCAAUUCACAAAAGGAACUCAGCUUUGUUUAGGCUCAAUGUUGGAUAAGGCGAGAGAGAGCGAAAGAGAAUGAGAGAGAGAGAAAACCGAGCAAAGACACCGAUGUUCUAUGACUUCUUCGAAGGUGGAUUCUUUUGAUCUUCUUUUGUAGGCAUAAGGAAACUAAACGAAAGCAAAGCAAAGAAAAGAAAAAAAUAUAUAUAUCUAUCUAUCUACAAAAAACAAA
This is a messenger RNA of Musca domestica (house fly), 6331 nucleotides long. It is a transcript of the gene OtopLc, whose product is annotated as proton channel OtopLc. Gene Ontology annotation, cellular component: membrane. Lineage: Eukaryota; Metazoa; Arthropoda; Insecta; Diptera; Muscidae. Gene Ontology annotation, molecular function: proton channel activity. The record is from RefSeq and is a predicted model, not a curated record. The transcript has 8 exons. Gene Ontology annotation, biological process: proton transmembrane transport. The coding region runs from base 924 to 5642 and encodes 1572 amino acids.